Messenger RNA from Schistosoma haematobium, 14232 nucleotides. RefSeq names its product ATP-binding cassette sub- A member 3, variant 2. NCBI's taxonomy places the organism in Eukaryota, Metazoa, Platyhelminthes, Trematoda, Strigeidida, Schistosomatidae. Gene Ontology annotation, cellular component: cytosol; mitochondrion. The coding region runs from base 333 to 875 and encodes 180 amino acids. The transcript has 3 exons. Gene Ontology annotation, molecular function: metalloendopeptidase activity; metal ion binding. The record is from RefSeq and is a predicted model, not a curated record. Gene Ontology annotation, biological process: peptide catabolic process.
AUGAACGGGAAUACACAAUUAUAAAACCAUAUAAAAAAUCAGUUAUCCAGAAUGCAUGUUAUAGACGAUUUUGAUUUGAAGCAAUUUAUCGGCAAGUAAAAAUUUGGAAAAAAACGUUUUCUAUGCAAAUCACUUAGCACACAACUAUAAAACUGGACUGAUAGUGAGAGAUGAAAUGAUCAAAAACCAGACUCGGACGUCUGGUUUCCACCUAGUCCAGUCUACAAUCGAAACGCAUGUACGUUGCUGCAUCGUUACUGUUAGUUUAUGUGUUCAGUGGUGUGAUAUAAUCAUGGUAUUAGUAAUAUCAAGUGUCGUGCAUUUGAAUAUUUAUGACGAUUGUAUCUAUAGGAUUGUUGCUUCCAUUAAGUUGGGUCUGUAGAUUAGCAAAAGAGAUGGAAAAGGCGGCGACUAUAGGGAACACAAGACAGCUUUAUGGACUAAUAAAAGAAAUUGGAACUAAUAAGUCAAGUGUAAGUGAGAUUAUAUCGGAAAAAGACGACACCCUCAUCUGCUGUCAGGUCAGACGUUUAGAACGAUGGGCGGAACAUUUCAGAGAACAGUUCAACUGGCCUUCAGCUACUCUACAACUACCCUCCAUUCCCAGACAGUGUGAAUGGAACAUUGAAGUAGGUCCCCCAACUCUUGCUGAAGUUCAAAAGGCUAUAGUUAAUCUGAAACGAGGAAGGGCAGCUGGUCCAGAUGGAUUGGCUCCAGAGGUCUUUAAGGAUGGUGGUCCAAUUUUAGCGAUUAGGUUGACUAAUAUUUUAGCUAAAAUCUGGGAGUUAGACGUUAUUCCAUCUGACUGGUCGCAAUCACUUAUCGUCCCAAUAUAUAAGAAAGGGUCAAAAUCAUCUUGUGACAACCACAGAUGAAUUAGUUUAACUAAUAUAGUAUCUAAAAUACUAGCCUCGAUAAUUAUCAGACGCCUAACUAAGACUCGUGAACUGCAAACACGAGAGAACCAAGCUGGCUUCAGACCUGGUCGUGGCUGCAUCGACCACAUAUUCACCAUUCGUCAGAUUCUAGAACACAGGCAUACUUAUCGACGUCCGACAAUGGUGGUCUUUCUUGACUUAAAUGCAGCAUUUGACUCGGUAGACCGCGAGAUUCUGUGGCAGUGUCUGUCAUUGAAAGGCGUACCACAGAAGUACAUAAACCUUGUGAAAGCUCUUUACUCGAACACUACUAGUCGAGUCAGAGCUUAUGGCGAACUGUCAUCUACUUUUGCAACCUCAAGUGGUGUCCGUCAAGGCUGUCCACUUUCCCCAUUUUUGUUUAACUUCAUCAUAGAUCUACUGAUGGAAAUAACUUUCUCAUCGACUGAGUUCUCGGGUAUUGAUCUCCUUCCAGGAGGUCCACUUAUCGACUUAGAAUACGCAAAUGAUAUAGUCUUGUUUGGUGAAGACGCUGAUAAAAUGCAAAGUCUUUUGGCAGCACUAAGCAACAAUGCCAGAAUGCUGGAAUGCGCUUCUCUCCCUCUAAAUGCAAGUUGUUGCUUCAGGACUGGUCUGCGUCAACACCUGAACUAAGGAUAGGGAGUGAAGUAGUCGAACGCGUCGACAACUUCACUUAUCUUGAAAGUCUGAUCAGCCCUAAUGGGUUGGUAUCGGACGAAAUCUGAGCACGGAUUCGAAAAGCUGGUUUGGCUUUUGCCAAAUUACGUCACCUUUGUCGAAGGCGAGAUAUCCGUCUAUCAAUUAAAGGACGAGUAUACUGCACGGCAGUCCGUUCUGUUUUACUUUACGGAAGCGAAACAUAGCCAUUAAGAGUAGAAGACACCCGUAAGCUACUAGUAUUUGACCACAGAUGCCUUAGAAUUAUUGCUGGCGUCUGUUGGGAUCACCGGGUAAAUAAUAGUGAGGUUAGACGCAGGGUAUUAGGUAAUGAUGGUAAAUCAGUUGAUGAGGUUGUGAAUCUUCAUCGACUGAGAUAAUUGGGCCACCUGUUACGUAUGCCUGAACACCGAUUACCACGAUGUGCAAUGCUAACCGGUGCUGGAGAUGGUUGGAAGAAAGUUAGGGGCGGCCAAACCAAAACGUGGCAUCAGUGCUUGAAGUCACUAACUUCUAGUCUGAGCCAUGUUGGUAGAUGCAGACUACUUGGUUGGGGUCCGCGUGACUUUCGUAACCAAUGGUUGGAGACUCUUGGUGACAUGGCUCAGAAUCGAUCACAAUGGCUUCGGUGCAUACACUCCCUGUCUUCCCUUAAACUAAGAGAAUAAAAUCACUUUAUAUCUUUCUUUCUACGAACUAAUUCUUUCUUCCUGUACUAUAUCCUUAUUGCAAUCUUUCUCCUAUAUAUUACCACCUUUGACCUAACCACUCCUAUGAAUCCGGUGUUCAUCUUGCUGUGCUAAUGAGGUAUGGCAACCUGGACCGAUGCAUAUAUGUGCCUGGUCCCACGUUGUACCUGACUGACUGACUGACUACUGAUUAUUAAAAAUACACAGGUUUUGUUGUAAACAGUCUGUGCAAUGUUUGACUUCCUUGAAAACGAUCGUAUCUCGACAUAGACAUCUACAAAUUACUGUUUAAGAUGUCUUGUGUGCUAUGAUUUUUACUUUAGUGGUUGAAGGACAAUCAUUCAUAUUCACUACGUUCCUUCAUCACUUGUUAUCCACUACGAUGUGUAAUGAUUGUUUCUUAUGCGAAGUACCAAACUUUUAAGCGUGAAUCAAUUGAAUCAAAGCGGUUUGCCACUAUACUACACUUUGCAUUGAUUCAAUUUUUACAGCACCUCAGUCUACAGUGGAUGUAUAUGUCCGCCUAUUUAUCUUAAUGUAAUUUUUUUAUCUACGUAUCUUGUUUUUAGUUGUUCGGAUUAGUUCACCUUGUUACCUACCCCAUAUUUGUAUAUAUAUUGUGCAAUUUUUUACUCAAAUUGAAUGUCGAUCAUGGAUUGUAUGAAUUCGGGAGAUUCUUCAUCUCCAGUAGUGCAAAAGUCUGCAAAUGACUUGAGAGAAUAUAAAGUGGUGCGUUUAUGCAAUAGGAUGAAAGUGCUUCUCAUAAGUGAUCCGGAAACAGAUAAGUCUGCAGUGUGUUUAUCUGUGAACAUUGGUAUGUUGAUGGUAAUUGUUUCAGUGUUAUAAUUCUAGGUUCACUGUCGGAUCCGAAAGAACUGCCUGGUCUCGCACACUUUUGUGAGCAUAUGUUGUUUCUUGGUACGAAAUCAUUUCCAACAGAAAAUACCUAUUUGAAGUACAUAACCGAUCAUGGUGGUCACUGUAAUGCUUUUACGAGUCCAGAUAGAACUUCUUAUGUGUUUGAUGUUGCACCUGAAAGUUUGAAGGGUGCGUUGGAUAUUUUCUCACAGUUUUUCAUCUGCCCUCUUUUCACCGAUUCUGCAACAGAACGUGAGGUGAGUGCUGUACAGUCGGAACAUGAGAAGGACAUUAGUAAUGAUACUAGACGUCUUUUUCAGCUAGAGCGAAGCUUGUCAAAAAGUGGUCAUGAUUAUACGAAAUUCCUCUCCGGUAAUCGAUACUCUUUAUUUGAGUCCAGUUGUGCACAAUCGGUGAAUACACGCGAAAAGUUGUUGCAAUUCUAUUCAACAUGGUAUUCGUCAAAUGUGAUGGGACUAGUUAUUCUUGGAAGAGGUACAUAACAUGUAGUAUUGUUGAACUGAGAUUGAUUGUUGAGGUUGCUGACUUUUGAGAUGUAAAUUUCUUUUAAAAAUUUAUAUGUAACUAAACUAUUUUAUGCUGAUCACCUUUCUCAUCAGAAAUCGAACCCAGUCAUUUUAUUUUAAUUGUGAUCUGUCAAUUACAGGCGACUAAAUGUGUUGGUGAUGGUGACUUCAGUGUAUUGGAAUCGAUUAUGUACAAUUAUGAGUUGGUGAUAAGAUUGAAUAUUUUCAAGUUGUUUGUACAGAUGAGGAUAGUUAGUAUGUCAAUGUUUGUAGGGUUGAGAGCAUUUGGAGAGCAGGUUCUUCAGUUGAUAAAACCAUUCAUACGUUUCAUCACAGUACUAAGCGUGAUUGGCUUCCACUAGACGACUCUGGAACUGUUAUCAUACUAGUUGUUUUUGACAUGUUGCCUCCUGAUUGAUCAUUAAGUCAGGAUGUCAGACUAAUAUUUAUUCUGUGUUAUUCUGUUCAUGUAUUAGUUAGGGCAUCUAUUUUACGUGUUAGUGUUUGACGCAGUGGCCAUGGAAAUCAAGGUAUUACCAAGUAAACUCAUAAGCUACUCAAUAAUCAGAUUGCUUUUAACAGCUGUUAUGUCUGGAUUAUUUUGUUUUUGGUUACUAACGAUGAUUCAUGGAGAGUACUAGAUAGGUGAGGUAGAGAACAUGUAUAGAACAAAGCUGGUUAACAAAUUGGCUGAGAAAGUGGUACAAUGCUCCAUUUUGUGACUCAUAUCUAACUUCUGAAUCAGAUAUUUCCGACUUGUGUAUGUUACAAGCAUAGAGACUACAAAAUCGUUUAGUUUAUAUUUCGUCGUUUAGUUGGAAUUGGUUUUAAAUAUUAAGUGUGAUCAGUAUUUACGUUUUCUUCGUGUUUGUGAUUGUUUUUUAUAAAAUGUUUUCAGAAUCCAUAAAUGACCUAGAGAAACUUGCAGAAGAUAAGUUUUCGGAAGUUAUUGAUCGUAAUGUUGUGCAACAAUCAUGGAACGAUACUCCAUGGCCUGAUAUAUGUCUCAAGGUAACACUUUCAUUUGACUUUUAUUAUAUUUAAUAUGUUUUGUGAGUAGAACUAUGCAUAUAUGAUCUUGAUUGUUGCGUAUGUGUUUAGUCUAGCAGAUAAAUAGUUGAUUCCAAAAGUGUUUAAGUUCAUAUUCUUGAUUGUCACUAAUUAUGCUGUUUGAAUGCUGCGUUUUUUAAAGUUAGAGUAGGUUACUGUAAAUUAGGUGUUGGAUCAUUAAAAAAUCAUGAAACUUUAAUUAUGUGAAACAAGUUGUGUGGUAAUUUAGAGAAUGAUAAGAAACAGUUUUGUGAAGAUAGUUUUUGAGUGAGCAAUGUGACUGUUGAUUGCCUAUAGUAUGAUGAACACGUAGAAUGUGAAGUUGGAUACAUUGAAAUAGGUGUAGAAGAGAAUAAUGGCUUAGUAAUAAUGUUGCGUCGAGUGGAAGGAUAUGAUAAAUAGUAACCUGAUCAUUGUGUGUUAUUAAAGGUAUACUGAAAAUGAAUUUAAUGGUUCCUUUGCAAUACUGUUGUUUUACCUGAGAUUCAAACGUAUGAAAAUAACAGUUGAUAUUUAUUGAACAUUAUAGUUUCCAAGUUGGUAUAUGGAAUGACGAUGAUGUGAAUUUUGUUUUUAUCGAUAUGAGCAUAUUGAGUGAUAUUAGUCUUUUGGGUGUUAAUUACUUUCUAGUCUGUAGAAUGUUUCGUGUGAAGUUAGCUUUUCUCUGAUGUCAAAUUUGUAUCAGAGGCUUCAUGGCUGUGAGAAGCAUCAGUACAGUGCAAUACUACUAGGCAUUGCCAGAGAUCAGUGAGAAUAAUAUGACUGAGUAAUGCCAAUCACAUUUCAGUUAGCGUUCUAUUCAGAAAUAAAGUCAUACAUUUUGAAUUUUAAAAAAUUAGAAUGUGUAUGUGCUAGAAUGUGGAUUGCUUAAUUAUCGACCUGUAGAAUCGGAGUUGUGUUGUCACUGUGAUUGUAAACUGCGAAUGAAACCAAUGAUUUAUUUUCCUUGAACUAUGUAAUGUUUAUCAAAAUGUUAAUAAAUUGUAAUUUGGUAAAUUAGAGAAUUAAGGUAGAAUAAAUGUACAUUUUGAUUUUAUCACAGAAAAUGGUAUAUGUCGUCCCACUGAAUGACGUCCAUCAAAUGAAUAUAAUGUGGCCUAUUCCUGACUAUAUUCCAGACUAUACAGCUCAAAGAAAAUCAAUGAAAUUAUAGCAAAUAUAUAUCAAUACAUCAACAUGCUUCACUCUGAUGAACCAAAAAAGUGGGUGUUGGAUGAAAUACAGGUAGGAUUUGGAUUUUUCUUCAACCAUUUCGAACUUCGACUAGACAGUGUUAUAUUAUUAAGAUGUCUAUGUUGUAGUAUUGCUUGUCCGAUGAAAAUUAACAGUUGUGUUGUAUUUGUGGAUUAUGUACAACAACACAGACAUAUAUGCGCAUCGGUUUAAGUUUACUCAACUGAUAAGUAAAUGAAACCACUUUUAGCUCUUACUCUUCUCUGCCUUGAUGACUUUAGACUAAAAACAACGGUUUUUGAAGAUGAAGCUUUUUAAUGUUGAGCCAUCCAUAAUCCAUCAAAAGACAUAUUAAGUUUAUCGAUUAUAUAUAUCGAAACAAACUAAUCAGAAUAUUGAAACUUAGUAUUUGAUAUUAGCACAAAUCAUCGAGAAAAUGUAUUGAAAUUCCCUGAACAAAGUUCUCACUUAAUAAUAAACUACAACAGUAUUUCAACCCAAUCAAUAUUGAUUUGCUUCUCAUAAGUUGUAAUUUCAGACUGCAGAUCUCUUGAACAACAUCAAUAUAAUGAUGAAUUAAUAGGAAAUUUGAAGUAAAGAAACAAUUUAGUGGUGAAUCUAAUGUAAUUAUUGGGGCAAAAAUAAAACUAUGCAACUACAGCUUAUAAAGACCAAAUGAGUAUUUCUUUUUUGCAUUUAGAGAAUAUACAAAUCGGUUUUUAACUAUGUUUAAAUGUAAGUUAACGUAUCCAGUGGAUUCUUUUUAUAUAAACUGUUUACUUGUAGACUUUAUGGAAACUAGGCUUUCGAUUUCAAAACAAAGAGACACCUUAUGAAUACGUGAUAAGAUUAUCCCGCAAUUUGUUGGUGAGUACUAUCAAAAACAAAUACUUUAUAUUUUUAAAGCCUUUGAUUACCCUUAAAAACAGUAUAACACAUUCAAUAACCUAUUUUCUAAUCCUUUAGAUAAAUCGACUUUCAACAUUACCAUACUGGCUUUUAAGAUUAGUUAAUAGAAAAAUAAUGUGACUAGCAUAUAAAUAGUUGUUUCCCACUUUUCUACUUUUUUUUCUAGAUUUAUAAGAUGCAAGAUAACCUAACUAAUCAUUUUAUGGCAACUGUCCAUGAUCCUAAUUUAAUUAAGAAACUAUUAACUUGUCUUACUCCUGAUAAUAGUCGGUACGUUUUACUGGUUAUUUUGUAAGGUUUCAAUUCGCAGCGUCAUAUUAAUUUAUAAUGUUUACAGAUUUGAAAAUGUAGUUUUGAAUUUUUUGUUACCUAAUGGAAGUGUAGCUUCCUCUCUGUAAUGUAGUACUUUUGUUCCUUAACUAACAUCAAUUGGUUUCGUUAAAUUCAGUUAUUAACAGUAGUAAUAAUUUAGUACCUUAUGUUUUAUUACAGUGAAUUAUUCUCAGCACAAAUUUUCAAUAGUGUAACAAAUUCGUCUUUAAUAUUCAUUUAACGUUUUAAUACUUAAAGUUUUUAUGCAAAAAGUUUUCAGUAUGGAGAUUGUGAAAAUUGGUGACGCUCUAUCUAGGAUCGAUUGGAGUUGGAUGCGUACGCCAUUUAAUUUAGGUCUGGUGGUCUAGAGAUAUUUUACAUUCGUGAGCGUGACCUGUCUUUAGUCUAAUCAUCGGUUGGUAGGUUAUAGGUGCACUCUGUUCAGGAGUCUUAUUCGAGGAUGAAACAAUCGUCCAGUGAUUUUAGUUUUUCAGCAUUUAUCUAACUUAGAUCAGCUCAUGAUUCCAACAAACGUUUUACAACCACGUUAAUCGCCGUUUAUAUGUAUUAAUCAAUAUGACAUUUCUCGUCGUCUAAUAAAAUUUUUCAUAUAUGGUCGUCAUUCUCAAUCGCUUUUCGUUCCUCCAAAAAUUUACGAGAUGACGAGUAAACUUGAAUUUUACACUAAUCAUCUUUGUGAUAGACUGUAACCUGUAUAUAAUAUACUGUUUGGUUACGUAAUUUGUCAGUUAGAAUAAAUUGAAAAUCGUAAACACUUAUUGUGGUACUUGUAAAUUUAAUAUGUAUUUAGCCCCAAAGUUUGUCAGAGGUGCUCUAUGCUCGCUGAACAUUACUCGUGCCGAUGAAAAAUAUCGAUUGUUACAAGUGCAAAAAUACUUACUUGCUUACUUACUCUUAUCCAUCGUGGAGGAGCAUAGAUCGCCCACCAGGAUUCUCCAACCAACUCUGUCUUCAGCUCACUUUUCCAGUUGUUUCCAAUUGCCAUUCAUUCUUUUGAUGUCUACUUCCAAUUCCCGACUCAUUAUAUUCUUCAGUCUUCCUCUCUUCCGUUUCCCUUCAGGAUUUCAAGUUAGUGCUUGCCUCAUGAUGCAGUUUGAUGAUUUCUGCAAUGUAUGUCUUACCCACCUCUAACGUCUCUUACUGAUUUCCUCUUCAACUAGAAGCUGACUUGUUCUCUGUCGCAGCGUGUUGUUACUGAUAGUAUCCGACCAACGAACAUGGAGUAUCUCCCGAAUCUAAACUUUUCUGUCCGGCUUGAGUUCAGUAUCUGUUACUCAUUUUAAAGCCACCAAGUUGUGUCUGUUUAAUUCUGUAUCUCUUUUGCUGGUCCUCCCAGUUUCUCACAUUGUUCAGACAUUCCAUGUACCUAUACGGUUUGUUGCUUUGGUUGUUCGAAGCGUCAUUGGUCUCGUAAUUUUCGAAGAAUCUCGGGUUACUCCCUGGGGCAUCAUAAUUCUUCUGAGUGAAGAUUCUUGAAAUCGGGGCGGGGCACAUUUUGAAUGGUUUUUAUUAUCUUUUUCUGGUUACGGCUUUUUACCAAGUCUGUCUUCUACGGAAUGUGGUUGGCGACCUUAUUUCCAGCUUUCCUCCUUUACCCGGAUUUGAAACUGGCAGUAACUGUAGAAGGGCUGCAAGCGGAUUCUUGUUCUACGCCGAUAACCUCAAAAUUGUUUGCUAUUGUUCGCAUAAUGUAGAUACUUCUGUAAAAAAUAUUUAAUAAGACAUUGGUCAAAUGUAGAUCUGGUUCAGGUUUCAGAAAAAAGAUCUGAGAGUUAAUUUCUUAUUUAGUUUUAUACAAUUAUUGUCACUUUAAAUAUUCAAUGAUCACCUAUUCUUGAUUCAGUACGAGAUUCAGGUGUAAAAUAGUCCUCAGCAUUUUGUCUAUCUGAAUAUGUCAAAUUUAUCAAUUAUAAAGAGUAAAGACUCAUGGGGUUUGGUAUUAAGAACUUGGUAGCUUGAAUAUACGUGUAGAAAGCUUCAUACUUAAAAUGUUUGUUUGAGGUUUGUCUUUUAGAAAAUAGAUCAUAGGAGUAGAAUGGAAAUAUUUUAUGCAUAAAAGUGAUAUUGUUCUGCUGACAACAUAAAGUAUAUUUUCUCACUACUUUAAUAUUGUGUUAACGUUGUUUUACAGCAUCUUUUUACUUAGUAAAACGUUUGCCGACAAAUGUGUGGAGGAAGAACCCUGGUAUCACACUAAAUACCUUGCUAUUAAUAUUCCUGAAAAUACCUUGUCAGUAAGUCAUUGUUCUUAGCAAAUAUUAUAAUCGAAAAUCUUAUUCUAAUUAAAUAUCGUUGUUUAAAUUGUAUUUGAUAAUGCGAAGCUGUUAGAUCUUAUUUAAGACUGAUCAGCAUGUAUACGGGCAUCUGAAUUUUAUGAAGGUUUUUCGGUUAAAACUGGAACUGUGUUUGAUUGCUUGAAAUUCUGUAGUUAUUCGAAUUGUGAGUAACAAUAUCCAUCGGUUGUUCAGCAAAAAGUAGUUAUAGAACCUUGGUCACGCGGUCGCGUGCCUUCACAUGCGAUGCUGGUUAGCAUAUGAGUGCAAUAAAAGAAGUUUGGAUACGAUCAAACUAACAUAUGGUAUCAUUUUAUAAAGCCAUGAACUCCUUAUGUGAGGCGUUAUAUAUGUUAGCCUUUUCAUCGUAUCUUAUAUUCGUAGACACUAGAAUAAGUGUAUCAAAAUGGCUUACAGUGGCACAGUUACGUCCAUUUUUAUCUUCUUGCCGAGGUGGUAGGCCCUGUCCUUUACACGUUUUUUUUAUCGUUUAGACAGUCCACAAGUGGAAUGGUCAACUCCAACUUGCCUUUGUUCUUGGUCCUAGCUUCGUAUGGCCUAUCCGGGUGCAUGUGGAUUCCAGGUGGCAAUCGACGUCUAUUAGCACGAAAUGCUUCCAGAACUGCAGCCGCCAUGUGGGAAGAUGGGAAGGUUAUCUUCAUUAGACGGGGUCUGGGGUCACCGUCCUUCUUGGCUAGUCUCGUCACAUGCUGAGUCAGUAUGUGUUUGAGCCUCAAGGACUGUUUGAUGAAUUUCCAUUCCCUGAUGUCAGAAUGUGAUUGAGUAGGGUCUGCAUUUUCCGGUAUACCUUGAACAAUUAUGUUUCUACCGCGGAAAAACUUCUCGCGAGAUUCUUUAGGGAUGUUUCGUAUGAUAUUGCGCUCAGAGUACGGUAUGUCGGGCAAUAUUCUUACGUUACCAUCUGAUUUCAGCAAGUGACUUGCUAGCAUGACGUCCUCUACGUCGGUAGCAUUCUUAAAUGUUACUCGGAGAAGCCUCGGGUGAUUUAGAUGCUUAGAAUCCUUUCCUCGAGUAAGCCGGGUGACCGUUAAAGGCUCUAUUCUAGGAAGUUCAAGCUUCUUGUUCAAUUCACCCCAGAGCAUCCUGUCGUUUUUGUCCUGCAGACUGAGAGGAAGGUCAGGAUUGUCAACGAGGUUCAUGAUAAUGAGAGAAUCGUCACGAACUGUUGUUAAUUUACCAGGUUUCACGAUGGGUUCAGGUUUAAUAACUUGUUGUUUGGAGGUCAGUGUGCGUUUUUGAAUCUUGGGCUCUUUAUUGACCGGACGGACAGUCUUGGGGGUAGACUGUGCGACCAAAUCACCAGUUAUUUUCCGUGCAGCAACACUUGGGUUGCUCGGCUUAGGCGGUGAUGCCUGGUUCUUAUGGGCUCUCUUAACGUGGGUCGAAUCACCUACAGGGUUUUUGGGAACCACUGUUGUGUCCAGGGACCCUGAGCUGGGAGACCCGAGUUUGCUUAGGGAGUCUAGUACUGUCGACGUAAUGAUGGUGCUGAGCCUCAACACGUCGUCAUUAGUGUUGAUGGAUGCUCCAUCGUUGGUAUGCCUGUCGACAUCCCUAUUUUUGAGUCCGUCACACGCUCUUGUUUGUCGACCGGAUUUUUUACUAGUGUUAUCCAAGUUAACUGACAACUUGUUCCGAAGACCUGUCAGUAGGACAAUGAUGUUACUCAGCAAGACAACUGCGUCCGUGCUGCACGUGACACAUACCCACUUUUGGUCUGACUUGCUGAGUUUGUUGUAAGAAGUUGCUGUCAGAUCUGUGCAUGCUUCGUGGAACCAACCUUUGCAGUUGUCGCACUGCAUGCCAGUUGUGACAGCAAAACGGCAUCCCGGACGUUUGCAUGAGUUUUUCAUGACGGUGUUGAAGCAAACUAUGUUAUAGAUGCUUGCAAGAGCCUAAGCCUUUUAAAAAAACACUAAAAAGCACACUGAAAACGGACAAAAAUGGACAAAACGAGUGAUGUAAACUGAAACUAGUCUAUACGUGAAAAACAAAAAAAACCGAAUAGUAAGCUGAGGCAAAACCACAGGUAACUAUUUAAUAUAGUGAGACUCAAAAAAAAGUAAUCUAUCGAACGUAUAGCUCAGGAUAGAUUCUUUAGAACUGAAAUGGUACUUUUGUUGCGUAAGAACACAGCAAAAGUUUGAUAAAUGCAAAUCACGUUAGGACUAAACUUCCCGUUCGAAGAAACAUAUAGUUGACCCUAUCAAAAGCUUUAAAUAGGUCAUGGUAAAUGAUGUCAACCUUCCCCUUGCUAUCAAGGAUGGUUGUUCACCUACCCACCGCAGUCAGCAGGUUGGAUAUGGAAGAGUGACAUGUGAAAUGUUUUGUUCGGGUGAAAAAUGUUUAUCGAUAAUGAGUGGUCGUCUAUACCGUCGCAUAUCAGGGACUCCAUAAUUUUUUGGUAAUGUGUCUCGGCUUAGCGAGUGUGAGAAUAGAUGGGAAGUUCUAGAAUCCACGUCCUUCUUGGCUGGUCUCACCACUUGUUGAUCUAACAUAUUUUUGAGCUUCACGGACUGCUUGAUGAAUGCCCAUUUUCGAACAUUAGAGUCUGUGUGGUCCGGAUCCGUAUUUGCUGGUACACAUUACAGAACGAUAUUUCUUACGCUGAUAAACUUCUCGCGCGAUUCAUUAUGGAUGUUGUGGAUGGGAUUACGCUCAGAAUACGAUAUCAUGCAGCAUUCUUACAUUCCCAUCUGAUUUCAGUAAAUGACCAGCCAACAUUAUAUCCUCUACGACUUGGCUGAUUUGAAGCUUGGAGUGCUUUUUCCGAGUAAGCCAUGUUACCGUCAAAGGCUCUAUUUUGAGAAGGUUGGGCUUCUCCCAGAGCAUCUUAUCGUGUUUGUUCUGAAAGCUGAGAUGAAUGUCAGGGUUGUCUUUAACGUUCAUGAUUAUUAGAUAAUCACCACAAAUCGUUAUUGUUUUCCCAGGUUUUCGGUUACAUUCAGGUUGAGUACCAUGUUGUUUGGUGGUUGAAGAACGUUUCAGAUUCCUGUGAUCUUUGAUGACCGUUUGGAAAGUCUUGAGAACAGACUGUACGAUCAUAUAACCAGUUGAUUUCAUUACAAUAUCUGGAUGUUCAGCUUCUUAAACGGUGACACCCGGUCCUUUUUAACUUUGUUGACGAGGGUACGAUCGCAUACAGGGAUCCUGUGCUGGACGACCCAAAUUUGCCGGAGGAGUCUAGUACCGUCGAUGUUAUGAUGGUGCUGAGCUUCAGCAUGUCCUCACUAGUGUCAUUGCAAGCCCCGUUGAUACUAGCGUUGUCGAGAAUCCUAGUCAACUAUUUACUCAGUUUAAAACUCAAAAACGAAAGUAAUCUAUCAAACAUAAAACACAGGAUAGAUUCUUUGGAUCAAAAAUGGCACUUUUGUUGCGUAAGGAAGCAGCAAAAGUUUGAGAAAUGCAAAUCACAUUAAGAUCAAACUCCCGGUUUGUAAAGUGCACGUUGUCAAGCUCUGAAUAACUAUGGGAUUCUUGACUUUUAUAUGCUCAGAUCCUUAUUGUGAGAAAAAAGAGGUCCGUAACUUUAUAAAAAUGAAGAUUCGCUAUACAGAAGAUUCUUCUAUUUGUUUCCACAAGCAUUUAAAUCAUUAGAAAUGCGGUAAAAGGAUCUUGGUUUCCAUUUUCAAAGAAAGCAGAGUUACUGGAAGAUUAUUGUCCCUUAAAUGAACAAAGACACCCCAAGAAUCUGUUUUUGCACUGUCGAAAUAUUAAUACGAGUGUGAAAUAAUCGGCUACAUAACACUGUUCUGUCAUGACGAUAUUGAUGAUUGGAUGUCAACGCAGUUGUCUUGCUGAGUAACAUCAUUGUCCUACUGACAGGUCUUCGGAACAAGUUGUCAGUUAACUUGGAUAACACUAGUAAAAAAUCCGGUCGACAAACAAGAGCGUGUGACGGACUCAAAAAUAGGGAUGUCGACAGGCAUACCAACGAUGGAGCAUCCAUCAACACUAAUGACGACGUGUUGAGGCUCAGCACCAUCAUUACGUCGACAGUACUAGACUCCCUAAGCAAACUCGGGUCUCCCAGCUCAGGGUCCCUGGACACAACAGUGGUUCCCAAAAACCCUGUAGGUGAUUCGACCCACGUUAAGAGAGCCCAUAAGAACCAGGCAUCACCGCCUAAGCCGAGCAACCCAAGUGUUGCUGCACGGAAAAUAACUGGUGAUUUGGUCGCACAGUCUACCCCCAAGACUGUCCGUCCGGUCAAUAAAGAGCCCAAGAUUCAAAAACGCACACUGACCUCCAAACAACAAGUUAUUAAACCUGAACCCAUCGUGAAACCUGGUAAAUUAACAACAGUUCGUGACGAUUCUCUCAUUAUCAUGAACCUCGUUGACAAUCCUGACCUUCCUCUCAGUCUGCAGGACAAAAACGACAGGAUGCUCUGGGGUGAAUUGAACAAGAAGCUUGAACUUCCUAGAAUAGAGCCUUUAACGGUCACCCGGCUUACUCGAGGAAAGGAUUCUAAGCAUCUAAAUCACCCGAGGCUUCUCCGAGUAACAUUUAAGAAUGCUACCGACGUAGAGGACGUCAUGCUAGCAAGUCACUUGCUGAAAUCAGAUGGUAACGUAAGAAUAUUGCCCGACAUACCGUACUCUGAGCGCAAUAUCAUACGAAACAUCCCUAAAGAAUCUCGCGAGAAGUUUUUCCGCGGUAGAAACAUAAUUGUUCAAGGUAUACCGGAAAAUGCAGACCCUACUCAAUCACAUUCUGACAUCAGGGAAUGGAAAUUCAUCAAACAGUCCUUGAGGCUCAAACACAUACUGACUCAGCAUGUGACGAGACUAGCCAAGAAGGACGGUGACCCCAGACCCCGUCUAAUGAAGAUAACCUUCCC